Messenger RNA from Alnus glutinosa, 1615 nucleotides. RefSeq names its product growth-regulating factor 5. Gene Ontology annotation, cellular component: nucleus. The transcript is spliced from 4 exons. The record is from RefSeq and is a predicted model, not a curated record. Lineage: Eukaryota; Viridiplantae; Streptophyta; Magnoliopsida; Fagales; Betulaceae. Gene Ontology annotation, molecular function: ATP binding. Bases 242 to 1213 code for a protein of 323 amino acids. Gene Ontology annotation, biological process: regulation of DNA-templated transcription; DNA-templated transcription; developmental process.
GACAACAGCAGCAACAAAGGCAGAAGCAACAGAGGUGCAGUAAUAAUAAGAACAGACUGACUCAGGAGAGAGAGGUGGCAGCAGUAUCAUCAUAGCCAUUAGUUUCAUCCAUGUACAGAAGAUUCUGCGACCAAUGACUCUGCCAAAAUACCCUUCAAAACUAUCAACACAGCCUCUCUCUCCGUGUCUCUGAAACAUCUUCCAACUUCUUCUUCAUUCCUGUUCUUGUUCUAUUUCAAAAAUGAUGAGUGCAAGUGCAAGAAAUAGGUAUCCUUUCACACCAACUCAGUGGCAAGAGCUUGAACACCAAGCUCUUAUCUUCAAAUAUAUAAUCUCAGGUAUACCUAUCCCACCCGAUCUCCUCUACAGUGUCAAAAGAAGCUUGGAGUCUUCAAUUUCUUCGAGGCUCUUCCCUCACCAUCCCGUAGGCUGGGCAUGUUUUGAGAUGGGAUUUGGCAGAAAGGUAGACCCUGAGCCAGGGAGGUGUAGAAGAACAGACGGGAAGAAGUGGAGGUGCUCAAAGGAAGCAUACCCAGAUUCCAAGUACUGUGAGAGACACAUGCACAGAGGCAGAAACCGUUCAAGAAAGCCUGUGGAAGUUACAUCAUCUGCAGCAACAAUUACCACAAACCUUUCACCACCCAUCUCUUCAAUCAACACAAACCUUUCCACAACCUCUUCUUUCUCUGUCUCUCCACUUUCUUCUUCUGUGAUGUCUGAGACCCAUCCCCAUCCCCAUCGUCAUCCUUACCAUGAGACCACUCUUUAUCCCUUCCUUUACUCACCCUCCUCUUCUAGACCUCCUGUUUCUGGUUUUUUACCUCAAAAUAACACCACCCAUCAACUGUUUUUGGACUCUGGAUCUUAUCCUCUGGCUGAUAAAGAUUACAGGGAGGGAAUGGAUGAGAGAAUUUUUCUCCCAGAAGCUUCAGGGACUGCCAGGAGCCUGCCUGAUUCAUAUCAGAGAUUAACAAUGGGUUCCCAUAAAGGUUACUCCCGCACACAGUUUCAAAGCCUUACUGAUAGUACAGAGCAACAAGAACAACGUUGCUUUGUUCUGGGUUCUGAUUUCAAGUCGCCAGGAGAAAUUAAAAGUGAGAAAAAAGCUGAAAUCCACAAGCCACUGCACCAAUUUUUUGGAGAAUGGCCACCAAAGAACACAGACUCCUGGCUUGAUCUUGCUUCCAAUUCUAGAGUCCCUGCUGAUGAUUGAAAUCUCAAUACUGGCCAAUAAAGUCCUCGUUGGUGGGUCAAUACCUCCAGGGCUAGGGGAGCUUUUUUUUGCUAAAGUUGUUGAUGCAUGAUAUAGGGUGACAGGAGGAUUGGUGUCUUUUGCUUUCUUGGUACAUAUUUUAUUCUUCCUCUCCCCCUAAAGAAACAUGUUUGGGAUUUGUAGGCUUGCCUGUUUUAGUGGAAGCAUCUUGAUAUCCUUUGGGGUCCUAAAUUCUACAUGUGGUUGUACUGCUUAUACCAGUUCAUAUGCUUGGACCCAUCAAAUAACAUGAGCAAUGACUUGGCUCAAAUACCACUAAAUUCUAAGGGUUUGCUCAUUCAAUUAUCUCUCUGAGACAGCUUUUAAUACUUACUCCAAUCUGCUGCUAUUGUUUUGAUCAGC